AUGAAACCAUAUCAGAUUUAUGCAAAUUCUUCCUGCCAAGCCAAGAAUCUAUCAGGACAUUCUGUGGAACAAUCGAAAAUACCGUCGUCAUCCUCAAGUUUCUGGGAUUAUGUAGCGGAUAGGAUUAAAUCGAAAUCCAAAAAACCAUGUAGUUGUGAACCGCCUCCUCCACCCCAUUGUAACCUUGAUAGUUGUGAGGUUUUAAAUCCAAAACUAAGUAACGAAAAUAAACCGAUGUCCCCAAAACCUCGUAGUACUGGCGAAAUGCCAAGCUCACCGCCGAAACUGAAAACUCAAUUAGAAUGUAAAUGUACUAAUACACAAGCUCAAGACCAGGACGAAGCGCCCACGUCUUGCCAAGAGCCACAUGAUGUCAUAACAAAAAAUUUAAUAGAUAAAUAUAAAGGUCAAAUUCUUUGUAUACACAAUCCCCCUUGCAUUUUAAUCAAUGGCUGCCUUAACUUACCUCCUCCAAAACCAACCGGAAUGUCCAAUGUGUGGCGCCUCAGUCAAAGCAAGAGAUCUAGCUUCCGAGAAGGCAAUAAAUGCCAAAAAUACACUGAAAGUUCGUGUCAGUAUCAGCCUCCAGACGCCGUGCAAGAGUGUCUCCCAGAAUUUCAAACAGAAAAAAUCGUACAAAGCAUUUGUAACCACGAUCCACCCUGCGAAGUAGUGCGCAGGUGCUAUAGACCCAAACAUGACGCUAAGUUCCGAGAUUCCUGUGUUCAUGUGCCGAUGUGUAAAAAGUUGCCUGAAUGUCUAAUCGUCGAAGGAGAAACAGAUGAGCAAGACGGGGAUUGCUCGCACAGUCCGAAGUGUGCAGAAGUACCAAUAUGCUCAAAGAAAUUCAUGACGCUCACAGCUAAGGAAGAUACUAGUACCCAAGUGAAAGCUAAAACGAGAAUGGUGUGUCGACACGAGCCCCCUUGCUUGAUGAUCCCGAAGUGCAUAGGCCGCGUCAUUUGCACGGAGUCUGUGCCUUGUGACGCCAUACCAGAUUGCGUGCACCAACCCUGCUGCGAAUACAUACCAGCGUGUUGCAGACGGGCUGCUAAAGAAAUGGUUUCUGUUUCAUGUCAAUAUCCAUACGCUCCCUGUCGUAUAGUUUAA
Zerene cesonia (dogface butterfly) is the source of this 1110-nucleotide messenger RNA. RefSeq lists its product as uncharacterized. NCBI's taxonomy places the organism in Eukaryota, Metazoa, Arthropoda, Insecta, Lepidoptera, Pieridae. The transcript has a single exon. The coding region runs from base 1 to 1110 and encodes 369 amino acids. The record is from RefSeq and is a predicted model, not a curated record.